Molecule: messenger RNA, 2481 nt
Organism: Cladophialophora immunda
Lineage: Eukaryota; Fungi; Ascomycota; Eurotiomycetes; Chaetothyriales; Herpotrichiellaceae
Exons: 3
Coding region: 1-2481 (826 amino acids)
Biological process (GO): DNA-templated transcription
Molecular function (GO): zinc ion binding; DNA binding
Source: RefSeq, a predicted model, not a curated record
AUGAACUAUAGCGAGGGAAGAGGCUUCCGCCGUCCAAACAAACGAGAGGCACCAGGCUCCAGAGCCUUCGUAAAUUCCUUGCUCCAAGACAUCGAAAUUCUGGAGAACCGGUUGAGAGAGUCUGGCCAGGAACCACCUGAGCCACAGAAUCCUCUUCUGAAAGGGCGACCACUAAAGACUGUGCGAAAUUGCCGUGAUGCAGAAGAAUCCAGACCGAACGGAUCAGUAAACGGGAAAGGUACGAACCUGAACGCGCGACAUGGUGUAAUGUCGAAAAACAAUUCCAGGCUGCCUCCCGUCGGCCACAGACUGAACGCUCUUUCCAGUCAUGCGAAUACAAAUGUUACAUACGAUCAGGCACAGUUCCACAGUAACAACGUUCCCUCUUGUAUACACACAUCUGUGGAACUCCCCACAGCAGACAGCGUUAGGACACAGUCACCUUUACUCUCUUCGGAGGCGUGCAGACGAGCACUAGCCUUGCGACAUUCCCUAUUCAGUCCGUAUCAGAUAGUGUUUGACAGGCCUAGAGGCCGAGUCCAAUAUUUCUGCCCCAGCAAUUGUUUCAAGCGUUAUUUCAGCGAACAUGUUCGACCACACCAAGGAGCCGCCGAAAGCUACCGGCUAGAAAAGCACGCCUACCGCAUCCUGGCAGACGUCCCUGCACAAAUCCAAGACCAUCUGAUGGGGCUUUUCUGGAGUCGCUACAAUGAGACAUUUCACAUAGUAGACCGCGAGUCUUUCUACGGAGAUCUCGGCACUGGUGCAUCGACAUCUUACUCUGGGUUUCUACACAUCUCAUGCCUGGCCAUGGGGUACUUGUUCGCCGACAAAAAGAACCCAGUAAUGCGGCAUGUCACGGUCUCCGACAAUGUCAGUGUAUUCCACCAGGAGAUUAAAUACAUACUUGACGGAGAACUAGAAGAUCCUCAAGGCCUCACAACCAUUCAGACAAUGCUGGUCCUCAGCGACCUUCAGUGUGCACUUGGGAUGGAUGAUCUUGGAGGAUUAUAUGCAGCAGGAAUAGCCUGUCGUCUUGCGUUUGACUAUGGCCUGAAUCUGGAGCACUCGCAGCUGGGAUUGUCGCAGGCAGAGAUUCAGUCCCGCAGAAGACUGCUUCGUUCCUGUAUUCUCUACGACAGAGGUUGGUCACUGUAUUUAGGCAGGCCCACGAGUAUAAAGAACUCAGACCUCGACAUGUCUCAACUUGCAGACAUGUUCUCGCGUCUGGGCGGCUUGUGUGGAUUGGACAGACUCCCAACACUCGCGCAGCCAGCCAUGGAUGAAACUGAGAACAUGCUCUACGAAGCCACGCUCGAACUUUUAGACAUUGCCAGCAAGGUUCAAGAGAAAACCCAUUCAGAUAUCGCUCCUGGAUCGGAUACCCACGGGAAUUUAUUGGUUGAGAUAGCCGCCCUUGGGAAUAGUUUGAACUCCUGGUCUGCGAGGCUUCCUCCACAAAUCCGGUGGACUCCGGAAAAUGCUGAGAAAGCACCAUCUCUAUAUUUCAUCAUGCAUCAACAAUUCCAUACGACCCAGGCCUUAUUGCAUGGACCUUACGGGCAAUAUGGAGAGGCGCUUCAAGGGCAAUAUUGUGCCUCUGAGUCAAAGCCCCUUGAUCAGGGGAAUGACGCAUACUCCUUCGUCCCCUUGGCUCGAUCAAUUGCGUUCAAGCAUGCCUUGAAGGUGGCGCGGAUUUUCGCAUAUCAUCGAAUGAGAUUCGGCCAGAGCCAAAUUGGGCUGUUCUCGCUUACGCAUGCUGCUACAGCAAGUCUCGUUCUGAUUGCGAAUGCAUCCCUCAAUGAGAAUGUUACCGAGCGACUUUCCACGUUGCAGCGAAUCAAGACACUGCUCGACGAGUUGAAAGAGAUGUCUCUGGUUUAUCAACCGGCCCGAAUGAUGACUGCCGUGAUAGAGCACUACAUGCAGAACACCGGCGUGGAUUUCGAGUGCCUACCAGUCGCGGGUUCGAGUAUGUCUCCAUUUUCGGAAACCAGCAGCUUAUCCGCUAGGCGGCCCAGUGAGCAUGACCCAGAAACUGUCAGGCAAUUCAACAAGAAGAGACAGACGUCGGGUUGUUCAUCCACUGUUGCUCCUAUCGACACAUCUCGUCAAAAAGGUAUAUUCGAUGUCUUCACUUCCGGCGGACAAACUGAAGUUGAAACUGAGGAUUUCGAAGUUCUUGGUCAUGACAUUUCCGGCACUCAUGUCUCUAUUACUGAUGAAAUUCACUGGAAUCCGUUAGAGUCGACGUCGCUCCAAAACCCAGGUAGCACGAUGGAGACCUUUUUAUGGCCAGAAGCCUCUGUUGAGCCGCCAACAAGCCACGCCGGUGAAGAGACGCAAAACUUUGCAAAGUUCGCCCCUCCAUUUCUGUUCUGUGAAAGUCCCGGCAACGGCGCACCGCGCGGUGGCCUCGGGAACGAUUUUGGCGAUGUUUUCCUCGGAUAUCAAGGUGAAGACUUUGGAGAUGCCAUCUGA